Molecule: messenger RNA, 3154 nt
Organism: Chionomys nivalis (European snow vole)
Lineage: Eukaryota; Metazoa; Chordata; Mammalia; Rodentia; Cricetidae
Gene: Klf9
Product: KLF transcription factor 9
Exons: 2
Coding region: 878-1612 (244 amino acids)
Biological process (GO): regulation of transcription by RNA polymerase II
Molecular function (GO): DNA-binding transcription factor activity, RNA polymerase II-specific; RNA polymerase II cis-regulatory region sequence-specific DNA binding
Source: RefSeq, a predicted model, not a curated record
CCCUAAGCCACGCCAGCCGGCACGUGGGCCGGGAGGCGUGGGCGCGCUCGCGGACCGGGCGGCAUCCACGGGGAUGCGCCGCCCGGCUCGGAGCAGUUUCCCUUUUAAAUGUCAGCGUUCGGGACUGGAGGGGCAGCACGCGGCGGCGGAACGGAACGGUCGGAUUGGCCGCGCGCCGCAGUUCUAGACGCACCUCUCCACCGAAGGGCCCUUCUGACUGGCAGGGGGAGAAAGUAAACAGAGUUGAAUCACCCUCCCCACUGGCCAAUUGGAGGGGGCCUGGAUUGUGACGUGAUGGGAUUCUGCGAAAUUGUUACUGAGCUGGAGAAUGCCGGAGCGGCGCGGCGCGGCAGGACCAGGGGCUCGGUGGCCGUCGGCGGACGCCGGAGGAAGUGUCUUCUAAGCGCGGCGUCCCGCUCGGCCCCCGCCCCCCGCUUCCGCGUACUCGGUUGAUGCCCCGGGGCGUGAGCUGGGCGGAGAGGCGGCCGAGGUCGUGCGCCUGCCUGGCAGUUGUCUUUCCCCGCGACUCGGACGCGUUUGCAGUCUAAUAAACUUGCGACCGCCACGUGUGGCAUCUCUCCAAGGAGGCGUCUCAGGAGGAGGGCGCGCCCGUCGGGGGAUCGCGCGGAGCGCCGGGCAGGGCGGCGGCGACAGCGGCGGAGCUGGCCGCGGCUGCUGCGUGCGGAGGCGCAGCCGGUUACGUAAAGAUGAGGGGCUGAGGUCGCCUCGGCGCUCCCGCGAGUCGCGAGCUCCCGCGCCCCCGCCCCCUCGGCCUCGCCGCACCGGGCUCGUCGUCCGUGGCCAAGGUAGGGCGAGCCGAAGCUCCGCAGACACCGUCAAGUUUGGCCGCACCGCCCGGGGUGCCGUCGCCCGCACCAUGUCCGCGGCCGCCUACAUGGACUUCGUAGCUGCCCAGUGUCUGGUUUCCAUCUCCAACCGCACCGCGGUGCCGGAGCAUGGGGGCGCUCCGGACACCGAGCGACUGCAACUACCUGAGCGCGAGGUGACCAAGGAGCACGGUGACCCGGGGGACACCUGGAAGGAUUAUUGCACACUGGUCACCAUCGCCAAGAGCUUGUUGGACCUGAACAAGUACCGACCCAUCCAGACCCCCUCGGUGUGCAGCGACAGUCUGGAGAGUCCCGAUGAGGAUAUAGGAUCCGACAGCGACGUGACCACCGAAUCUGGGUCGAGUCCUUCCCACAGCCCGGAGGAGAGACAGGAUUCUGGCAACACGCCCAGCCCGCUCUCCCUCCUCCACUCUGGAGUGGCUGCGAAGGGGAAACACGCCUCCGAAAAGAGGCACAAGUGCCCCUACAGUGGCUGUGGGAAAGUCUAUGGAAAAUCCUCCCAUCUUAAAGCCCAUUACAGAGUGCAUACAGGUGAACGGCCCUUUCCCUGCACAUGGCCAGACUGCCUUAAAAAAUUCUCGCGCUCGGAUGAGCUGACCCGCCACUACCGGACCCACACUGGCGAGAAGCAGUUCCGCUGUCCGCUGUGUGAGAAGAGAUUCAUGAGGAGUGAUCACCUCACCAAGCAUGCCCGGCGUCACACCGAGUUCCACCCCAGCAUGAUCAAACGAUCAAAAAAGGCACUUGCCAGCCCCUUGUGAGGUGCUUCCCCAUGGCAGCCAGGCAGAGAUGGUCCCCAGAAAGACAAAGCUCCCAGGAAACAGACAGACAGACAGAAGCCCGCCCCAGCCGAGGGGUGCUGGCCGCAGGAGGUCACUACUCUUUGGUUACUAUUCUGAUACUCUCCCUGUACUGUUUCCAAAAAGCACACGGUAGCCUAAAAUCAAAGUCAACAUUUGGUCCCCUUGCAGAGGCAACUUGGAACCGUCUCUUGACUGUUGGAGGGCAGGCAAAUGCUUUUGGUAUUUUCUUCUUUGUUUUUGGGGGUGGGCGGGAGGGGGGGCAAGGCCAAGACUCGGGGUAGGCGUUUGAAGAUUCACACUGGUGUACAUACGUCUGACUGGGUGAGUUGACCCCUGGCCUCCCACAGUGACUCUGGGUCCUUGAUGCUUGUUGACUCUCAGAAUCGUUUCCUUCUCUUUUAAUGUACCGACCAGUGUGUUUCAGUUUGUUUAGCAGAACCACUUUCCUGAAUCACUUUAACGUUUGAGAUUUAAGAAAAAAAAAAAACAACCCUCCAUAGCACAGCUGUCUUUUAUGCAAGCAAGAGCACACCUACUCCAGCAUGAUCUGUCAUCUAAAGACUUGAAAACAAACAAAAUGUUACUUAUAGUCAAUGGAUAAGCAGAGUCCGAAUUGACACUAAUCAAGACAGACCUUCGCGAGGUCACGGUAGUCCGGAGCUUUCCAGCCCUGCUUUGUGUGACUCGUACUAUCGGAACAUAAACUGCACUUUCGUUUUCUAAGACCGAGGGUGAGUAAGGUAAAUACGUGCUUUAAGGGUAGAAGCAGACGUUCUGUUUGGCACCACGUUACAAUCUGCUUAUCUUACAGUAAUACACGUUUCCCUGAGAACCUGUAGCAGAGCUGUGAGGGCAGAAAGUAUAAAACACAUGCUGAGGAGGAAGAGGAGGGGAGAGGAAGGUGGUGUUUUGAAAGAUGCAAAAGUGAGCAAACAGUUUGAGCUUUCAUGAAUUUGUUUGAAUUUCCCCGUCCUUUCAGAUGACAUCAUCUUAUUACACUCACGACACCAGGACACAGAACGAGAGCUUCCGGCUCUUUCUAGUGUUAGUUGAUAAAUGGGUGCGUAACCAUUGUCAGGCCUGGAAUGCCUGUUUGUUUUGUUUUUGUUUUUGUUUGGGGUGGGGGUAUGUUUCUUGGUCGCCUUCCUGUGCUCCUAUGAGGUGUAAGAGUUGUUAUCAAAGGAACGGGAGCUGAAAGAUGAAAAACAAAAACAGUUUGCCCCCAUAGGUAGUAAGUACCAAGGGAAGACGCCACAAUAACUUCAGAGGCGACCCUGCAGAACAGCCCCUUCUGGUGAGCACAGGUCGAAGAGACACACGUGAGUAACAUCACACCACCAGCUGUCUGCAUCCGUAGCCUUCCACUCCUUCGCUCGGAUCUAGGUGUCUAACAGUGGCCUAAACCACUAUCUCCAUCCUAUGCCAUUUACUGAAAACGGCCAGAAAAACAAACUCAGUUUUCAUAGUUAAAAAAAAAAAGCAAAAAAAAAAAAACAAAAA